AUGACCUCGAUUCAGUUUAUAUUCCAGAUGAUACUGUCACAUCAGAUGACCUUUUCGCCUAGCUGUCAAAAGGUGGCUCAUGGGGUACAACUAUUCGAAAGCAAUCUAAUAAAAAAAGAAAACGUGGCCGAUUGCUCAAUAUCGUCAAAAAAGUUUACAGAGGAUGAUCUUUCAAAUAUUCAGGAAUAUAGAUCACUGGUCAAAUCGUCGAUGGCCACCAAAUGUACUGUUGGUUACGAACGAAGACCAAAUACCGAUGAACCUGACACAACCAAAAAGAAGCUAGUAAAUCUCCAAACCUACAAGAUGAAGACGAAGCUCUUAUGUGAAGAUGUAUUUGUGUCUUGCAACACUUCUGCCAACGACCCAAUUACCGAACGGGAUGCAACAACUCCACCAUAUACUUUCGACGAUUGCUCUGGUAAUACACAGGACUUAAUCACCAAGAUCACAAAUUCCGCUCGACAAAUUCGCCUUGUGGUAAUUGACUAUGCCGGAUUAUCGACCAAUCCUGAUGAUAUCAGGUUAUUCAUAUCUUUGAAUAAGUCCAUACGAGAAGUGGUAAUGAAUAUUGGUCAUAAGGUUGAAGUAUAUUCUCGUUAUGACUUGCUCAAAAACAUCAAGAUCCUCAACAAAUUUCGAUGUCGGAGAGAAUGUGUAAAACGAUCGCGAUAG
Messenger RNA from Rhizopus microsporus ATCC 52813, 675 nucleotides. RefSeq lists its product as uncharacterized. Lineage: Eukaryota; Fungi; Mucoromycota; Mucoromycetes; Mucorales; Rhizopodaceae. Bases 1 to 675 code for a protein of 224 amino acids. The transcript has 2 exons. The record is from RefSeq and is a predicted model, not a curated record.